Messenger RNA from Syzygium oleosum, 1721 nucleotides. Its product is annotated as zinc finger protein SHOOT GRAVITROPISM 5-like. The transcript has 4 exons. Gene Ontology annotation, molecular function: DNA-binding transcription factor activity. The coding region runs from base 320 to 1627 and encodes 435 amino acids. Lineage: Eukaryota; Viridiplantae; Streptophyta; Magnoliopsida; Myrtales; Myrtaceae. Gene Ontology annotation, cellular component: nucleus. The record is from RefSeq and is a predicted model, not a curated record.
AAACCCACAAAGCCAAGAAAGCUCUCAGAAAGAAAAAGGCUCAAAAGAAAGCUGGUUUCAGAAAGCAAAGAGCUUUUUUCCUCACGUCCUCUCCCUCCCUCUUUCUCUCUCUCUCUCUCUGCCCAUCAUCAGGCUUUGUGUUUCGGUAAAGCUGAGUGAACCCACUAUUCAACACAGCUCCACCACCACCACCACAAGAGCUCUGUGCUGGUGUGUGUGUGUGCGUGUGUGCGUGGGGAAUUCCAUAGAUUUUUUUCUUCUCUCACACCAACACAAGCACAAAUACACCGCUCAUAAAUAUAAGCUGAGACCCUCCCAUAUGUUCCAUAACCCUCCUCCUAACUCUCCUCCUUCCAACGCUGCUUCUGCCAUCAGCCCCUCAGAGAUCAAUGCCUUCUCCAACAGCAAAAGAAGGAGAAGACCUGCAGGCACUCCAGAUCCAGAUGCAGAAGUGGUUUCGCUGUCGCCGAAGACCCUCCUUGAGUCCGACAGGUAUGUGUGCGAGAUCUGCAAUCAAGGGUUCCAGAGGGAUCAGAACCUGCAGAUGCACCGGAGGCGGCACAAGGUGCCGUGGAAGCUGCUGAAGCGGGACCGCGGGGCCGCCGAUCAGGACCAGGCGCGGAGGAAGCGGGUCUACGUGUGCCCCGAGCCGAGCUGCCUCCACCAUGACCCUUGCCACGCGCUCGGCGACCUCGUCGGGAUCAAGAAGCACUUCCGCCGGAAGCACAGCAGCCACAAGCAGUGGGUCUGCGAGCGGUGCUCCAAGGGCUACGCCGUCCAGUCCGACUACAAGGCCCACCUCAAGACCUGCGGCACCCGGGGACAUUCUUGUGACUGCGGCCGCGUCUUCUCCAGGGUAGAGAGUUUCAUAGAACACCAAGACACGUGCACCGUCCGCCCAGCUCAGCCACCGGAGAUGCAGGCGGCUCAGCCGGCCUGCUCGUCCCAAACCGCUUCUAGCACUAGCCCCUCGAGCGAAGCCAAUUUCGGCGUACUGCCCUCACCGUUUCCCGGAUUCCGAAUGCCGAAACCAGCAGAGACCAUCUUCCUCAACUCAGACAUGUACAAUCCCUCAACAUCUUCUACCCACCACAACCUUGAGCUUCAGCUAUCGUCGUCGUCGAGCCUGUGCGCGACGCAGAACUCAAACGAAAAGUUCGCGGACAACUUGAAGCUUUCGAUUGGUUCGUCGUCCACCGAUGCAAACAAGGACGAAUUGGCCAUCACCAAGAGCUCUACAACGUGGGAGCAUUAUUGCAGGCGCGAACCUGAGAUGUCGGAGGCGGCGAGCAUAAGGGAGUUUGCGAGCGAGCAGAUAAAGCUGGCCAUGACCGAGAAGGCGUUCGCCGAGGAGGCGAGGCAGCAGGCGAAGAGGCAGGUCGAGAUAGCAGAGCUCGAGCUGGCCAACGCCAAGAAGAUGAGACUGCAAGCUCAGACCGAGCUCGAACGAGCUCUGGUGUUGAGAGAACAAGCAACCAAGAAGAUAAGCUCCACCAUCAUGCAGAUCACUUGCCCGGCUUGCAAACAACAGUUCCAGACAACGUCUGUCAUCGCGGCAGCAUGCGACGAGACCUCUCUCGCCAUAAGCUACGUGUCUUCAGCUACCACAGAAGGAGAGGGAGAGUGAUUAUUGCGUUAAAAGAGGUCGAGCAAUAAUUUAGAUUUUUCUUUGAGCUCUAAAUUAUAAUGGUUUUAUUAAGUUUAUUCUGGCUGAGAAGUCC